ACGUUGCUCUUCGUCGUGGACGUGCGCGUAUGGAGGGAUGCGAUGGGGUUGGCCGUGCUGUGCUGUCGCGGACGGAGAGGACAGUUGUCGUGGCAGCUGCCGUUGUCGUAGUCCGUCGAUACAAAGCGGAGAGGGCGGCGGGCCGCAUGAAGGCAGCGCUUUCCAGGCGGCGGCACAGGAUUCUGCUGCAGAGGGUGUUGGACGCCCCGGACUGCAUCACGACUUCGGAGGCCGUGGUUCAGCUGUGCGCUGCAAUCAGCUCCGGUGUGCUUCCCAAGGCGACGCCACGUUGGUGGAUGAGGCGGAGAACUGACGGGACUUGGGAGGAUUUGCGGGUGUGCGAUGACGCGACGGAUGACUACUUCCGGGAAAAGUUCCGCAUGUCUAGGAGAGUGUUCAUGGAGAUCACCGAAGCCUGUGCGCCUCAUUUGCAACGACAGGUCACGUUUUACAGGGAGCCGCUUCAACCGGAUCAGAUCGUCGCGUACGCGCUGUAUAGGUGGGCAACAGGAGAGUCGUACGACAACAGCACAUCAUCGUUCGGCAUUGGCAGAGCAUCCGGAGUUCGAGCCGUGCGCGAUGUGACAGCCGCGUUGUUGAGGGUCUACGGGGACAAGAUAUCGUGGCCGACGGGGGUGCGUAAACACGUGGUGCUUCGGGCGUUUAAGGACAAGGGCUUUCCCAACUGCCAUGGCGCAGUUGACUGCACACAUAUCUACGUGGACAAACCGGCGAACGCUCCGAGCGAGAACUACUUCGACCGCAAGCACCGUUUCUCCAUCAUUGCGCAGGUGGUGGUGGACCUGGAUCUGCGUGUGCUUGACGUCUUCGUUGGCUACCCGGGCAGCUGCCACGACAUUCGGGUGAUCCAGCUGUCAAGUUUGUUGAAGCGCGCGGAAGAGGGAACGCUUUUUCGCGGGCCGCCUGUAACGAUGCCGGGAGGGGUGAGGACGAACGAAUACAUCUUGGGCGACAACGGGUAUCCUUCUUCAGAAUGGAUAGUGGUGUCGUACGGAGGAAUCAAUCAGCACCCGGACGAGGAAAGGUUCGACAACAAACAGAAGGUUGUUAGAGGUGUUGUGGAGAGGGCGUUCGGGAGGUUGAAGGGGAUGUGGAGGCUCUUCCCGCGGUCGCACAAGACGAACUUGGACACUCUACCGCAGCAGUUCACGGUCGUCUGCAUUCUCCACAACAUCCUGCUCGAUGCUGGAAUCGAGUUCGACGUUGUGGGAGGUCGACGAGAACGGGGUGAGGCGGCGAGUGGACCUGUGGAUUCAUCCCCCACUACAGCCAGUGACGAUGCUCACAUCGACGGACGCCGCACACGCGCUCCGCAAUGCCCUAGCAGAGCGAAUGAAACACAUCUGAUCGUGCGUGUCGCGCCACUCUGCCUGGCGUGCACAGACAGAAGCYGUGUGCGUCCGUCGUCGAGUCGCAGCGCUUGCGUCAUUCACGAAUGCGCGCAGUUAGCUCGCAGGGUUUGYAGUGGCGGACGGCUCGUUUGUAGGUGUUUGUUGUUGUAGUCGACGGUAGUGUGCUUCUCCAGGUCGUGGGUGAUCGGCAGUGAAGCGGGUCAAUU
This is a messenger RNA of Chara braunii, 1579 nucleotides long. The record is from the annotation of a GenBank genome assembly. NCBI's taxonomy places the organism in Eukaryota, Viridiplantae, Streptophyta, Charophyceae, Charales, Characeae.